AAUCCGUUGAGCAAGGGGGCGGUUGAGUUAACGUUAAUUUCCCGCACUGUGUAACCGCCGUGAGAUCAACCCCCGCUAGCCAGCUCUCUUUUUGACAGCCGGCUAGAUAGCAAAGAGUCAGAGAGAGGAGAGAGGCAAGCAGAGAGAGAGGAGACUCAAACAGUGCCAGUGUUGCACGGCAGAUGAGAGGAUGAUUCAUGUGUGAGAGGCAGAGCCCGGCGCAGAGCAGGCAGCCUUGUGGACCAGCAUUCAGACCCAGGAUCAGCCCAGCCUUCUCAGAGCUGGAGACCCUCUCUCCGCAACGUCCCUCGUCUCCACCUCGUGCCCCCUUCAGUGACAUGUAUCCCGAAGAGAGCCGGGGGUCUGGAGGGGUAGCCACUGUGGACUUCCUAGAAGGGACAUAUGACUACGCCGCCCCCACCCCAGCCCCGACUCUUUACAGCCACUCCACCACUGGCUACUACUCUGCUCCUCUGGACGCCCACGGACCACCCUCAGAUGGCAGCCUUCAGUCUCUGGGAAGUGAGCCGAACAGUCCUCUCGUGUUCGUGCCCUCCAGCCCCCGACUCAGUCCCUUCAUGCACCCACCCAGCCACCAUUAUUUGGAAACCACCUCAACACCCGUCUACAGGUCCAGUGGCCCAUCCAGUCAGCAGCCAGUUUCCAGGGAGGACCAGUGCGGCACCAGUGACGAGGCAUACAGUAUGGGGGAGUCGGGGGCUGGAGCCAGGGCCGUGGGGUUUGAGAUGACAAAAGAGACGCGUUUCUGUGCCGUGUGCAGUGACUAUGCCUCUGGGUACCACUAUGGGGUGUGGUCCUGUGAGGGCUGCAAGGCCUUCUUUAAGAGGAGCAUUCAGGGUCACAAUGACUAUAUGUGCCCAGCAACCAAUCAGUGCACUAUUGACAGGAAUCGGAGGAAGAGCUGCCAGGCGUGCCGUCUUAGGAAGUGUUACGAAGUGGGCAUGAUGAAAGGAGGUGUGCGUAAGGACCGCGGGCGUGUUUUGCGGCGUGACAAACGACGGACUGGCACCUGUGGCAGGGACAAGGCCUCUAAGGACCUGGAGCAUAGGACAGUGCCCCCUCAGGACGGGAGGAAACGCAGCAGUGCCUAUGGUGAAGAAGGACAAUCACUGCUGCUUGGCAUGCCUCCUGACCAGGUGCUCCUCCUGCUCCAGGGUGCUGAGCCUCCCAUACUGUGCUCUCGUCAGAAGCUGAGCCGACCCUACACCGAGGUCACCAUGAUGACCCUGCUCACCAGCAUGGCCGAUAAGGAGCUGGUCCACAUGAUCACCUGGGCCAAGAAGCUUCCAGGUUUCCUGCAGCUCGGCCUCCAUGACCAGGUGCAGCUGCUGGAGAGCUCCUGGCUGGAGGUGCUGAUGAUCGGGCUCAUCUGGAGGUCCAUCCACUGCCCCGGCAAACUCAUCUUUGCCCAGGACCUCAUACUGGACAGGACCGAAGGCAACUGUGUCGAAGGCAUGGCUGAGAUCUUUGACAUGCUGCUGGCCACUGCCUCCCGCUUCCGCUUGCUCAAACUCAAACCCGAGGAGUUUGUCUGUCUCAAAGCCAUCAUCUUGCUCAACUCUGGUACCUUCUCUUUCUGCACCGGCACAAUGGAGCCCCUCCACGACACCACAGCGGUGCAGAACAUGCUGGACACCAUCACAGAUGCUCUCAUACAUCAUAUCAGCCAGUCGGGAUGCUCGGUUCAGCAGCAGUCGAGACGGCAGGCCCAGCUGCUGCUUCUGCUCUCACACAUCAGGCACAUGAGCAACAAAGGCAUGGAGCAUCUCUACAGCAUGAAGUGCAAGAACAAAGUGCCUCUGUACGACCUGCUGCUGGAGAUGCUGGAUGCUCACCGCAUCCAACGCCCUGACAAACCAGGUCAGACCUGGUCCCAGGCUGAUGGAGAGCCUCCCUCCACCACCAGCACCAGCACCAGCAGCAGCGGUGGUUCCUCUUCUUCAGCUGGCUCCAGUUCAGGAUCCCGAGUCAGCCACCAGAACCCGAGCAGAGCCCCCACAGUCCUGCAGUACGGUGGGUCCCGCUCUGACUGCACCCACAUCCUAUGAGACGGCAACAUCUGAGGGUCAAAAGUCAUUUUUAUGGGGGAUGUGUGUCGUACAGAAUGAGAGGGGUUUGGGAAUGAAAUAUAAAAGUUGUAUUUGAAUUCAUUUCAUGAGAUAAUUAUUUAUGAAUUAAGUGAUUUUAUAGUUGUAGCUGUUUGGGAGAAAUUUUCCUUGUGCUGCAUUUUCUGUCAGUCUCUGCCAGCUUUACAGUACAGCUUAUUAUUUACAGACGUCAGCAGCUCAUAUUGUGGCGCUCUGUCAGCUACGGUGAUUUGAAAUGAUGAGCAGCUGAUUGUCUUUUCAUUCGCCUCGACCAAAGUGCACUUCCUCUUGGGUUUAAGGGGCUAUUGGGCAUUAUAGUAACUUUUACAUAUUAAGGCUGAUUAUUCGCUAAAAUAUGAUAAAACUGGUUCAAAUGAAUGUGUAAUUUAUUUUGUGUUCAAAUUUCAACAAAGACAAAAACAUCAGGUAUCGUGUCUCUUGCACACAUGUAGUUUUA
Molecule: messenger RNA, 2565 nt
Organism: Epinephelus moara (kelp grouper)
Lineage: Eukaryota; Metazoa; Chordata; Actinopteri; Perciformes; Serranidae
Gene: esr1
Product: estrogen receptor 1
Exons: 11
Coding region: 198-2069 (623 amino acids)
Biological process (GO): regulation of DNA-templated transcription; steroid hormone receptor signaling pathway
Cellular component (GO): nucleus
Molecular function (GO): sequence-specific DNA binding; DNA-binding transcription factor activity; nuclear estrogen receptor activity
Source: RefSeq, a predicted model, not a curated record